Molecule: messenger RNA, 1332 nt
Organism: Pochonia chlamydosporia 170
Lineage: Eukaryota; Fungi; Ascomycota; Sordariomycetes; Hypocreales; Clavicipitaceae
Product: major facilitator superfamily protein
Exons: 5
Coding region: 1-1332 (443 amino acids)
Biological process (GO): transmembrane transport
Cellular component (GO): membrane
Molecular function (GO): transmembrane transporter activity
Source: RefSeq, a predicted model, not a curated record
AUGUCUUCUCAACCCAAAACACCUUCUCUUAAACAGGAAAGCCUCCAUGAAUGCGAGGAGGCAGCAAAUACCAUGGAAUCCAGCACUUCUCGCCAAGAGUUGAACCGUAUUCUAACCCGAAUAGACUGGAGGCUACUUCCGGCUCUAGGGCUCAUAUAUGGCAUCUCACUAAUGGAUCGCAAAAAUACGGCCAACGCAGCCGUCGCGGGCAUGUUAGUCGAUCUCAAUAUCGUGUCCGGCAACGGAUACAAUAUCAUCACAUUGAGUUUCUUUCUAUCAAACGUGCUAUCACAACCUGUGAUGGCAGUUUUAUGCCGCAAGGUUGGACCACGGCCAUUUUUAUCCGGUGUGUGUAUAGCUUGGGGCGCAGUUGUCAUUGGGCUGGGCUUCGUGCAGAGCUGGGUGGUCCAGGUUCCACUGCGUCUUCUGCUGGGAGUAUUUGAGGCUGGUUUUGGACCUGGCGCCAUUUACUUGCUGUCUACGUGGUAUACAAGAUACGAGGUUGGCCGUCGAUACUCCAUUUUCUACUUGAGCGGGUGUAUUCUCGCCGCGCUAUCUGGAGUUUUGGCCUACGGACUUAUGCAGCUAAAUGGCCGGGGAGGACUAGAAGGCUGGAGAUGGAUCUUCAUCUUGGAAGGCGUCAUAACUUGUGCAGUCGGCAUACUCGCAUACUUCUUAAUAGUCAAGUUCCCCGACGAAGAGUUGACGAAACCGAGUCCUUGGUUCCUCAAGCCGGACGAACUUAAAACAGUUAUAAGCCGUCUCGAUGCCGAUCGAGGUGACGUCGACGCAGAACCAUUCCAGUGGAGGCGAUUUAUCGGACCAGCCAAACAAGUCGAAAUCUGGUGCUUUGCCUUUCUUUUCUUCCUCGCCACCACCGUAUCAUAUUCCUUCGCCUUCUUCCUACCCAUUGUCCUCCAGCAAAGCCUCAAAUUCAGCGUCGUGCAAUCUCAAUGUCUAAGCACACCGCCAUAUUUCCUCGCCGCUCUGUACAUGUUUGCGGGAUCUUGGGUCGGUGAUCGCUACCACAAAAGAGCUCUCAUUAUCCAAGCAAACUCUCUCGUCAGCAUGAUCGGCUUGCCUAUCAUGGGGUUCCACCCUAAUCCGUCUGUGCGAUACUUUGGUAUUUUCCUGGCUGUGGCGGGAGUGAAUGCCAAUGUGCCAGCUAUUAUGGCAUGGCAGGCGAAUAACGUUCGUGGCCAGUGGCAGAGAGCCUUCUCGUCAACUACGUUGACCAUCUUUGCUAGCAUUGGCGGUAUAGCUGGUAGUCUUGUUUUCAGAAGCCAGGACAAGCCGGAGUAUGUGCCUGGCAUGAUUGCUUGCUUAACGUAA